Molecule: messenger RNA, 819 nt
Organism: Haliotis rubra (blacklip abalone)
Lineage: Eukaryota; Metazoa; Mollusca; Gastropoda; Lepetellida; Haliotidae
Product: sodium- and chloride-dependent glycine transporter 2-like
Exons: 3
Coding region: 7-405 (132 amino acids)
Biological process (GO): sodium ion transmembrane transport
Cellular component (GO): membrane
Source: RefSeq, a predicted model, not a curated record
AAACAGAUGAGUAGAGAUGUCGAGAUGAUGACUGGAAAACCACUGUCCGCCCCAGUGAAGAUCCUCUUGACCUGUGUGACGCCGGCUGUUUUGAUUAUCGUGUUCAUCUUGACCCUUCUCCGCUACCAACCACCGACCUACGGCAAGUACGUGUUUCCCAGCUACGCCCCUGUAAUCGGCUGGAUCAUUGCAGCGCUGCCCCUUCUCCCCAUACCUAUCUACAUGGUGAUGACUGUCAGGAGGCACAUGGCGACUCGUUCCUUCAAGAAGAGUGUGAAUCUUGCCUUGAGUCCUGCUGAUGACUGGCUCCCUGCCGAUGUCAGAUACAGGGAGGAGUACAGGAUGCACCACCUGGCUCGAAGACCAACCUUCAAGUCCAACAUCGUGGAUAUCUAUAAACAGUAAACGGAUGGCGUAGCAUCUUAUUGGUAAAACGUUCGCUCAUCAUGCUGAACUCACGUGUUCGAGUCAUUAGAUGGCUAAAAACAUGUCCACUGCCGUAAUAUUCCUGGGAUAUUGCUAAAAGCAACGAUAGCUCUAUUCAGUCAUAGGCAUGAAUGCUUCAACUUAUGGGGUGAAAGUCCGAUCAUUGGAAACCUUGGAAACAUCAUCGGAUUUAGAACCAUUACGACAUAGACAGCAUUCAUUAACCCUUAACUGGUAUGUAUAAACACGCAUCCACACACUGCAAACACACUAGUUAAACACAAUUUACAAUUUGACUUGUAUUAUCAGAUUGCAGACAUAUUUUGUUACAACCGGAGAACCGGUAUUAAACACAGUAUGCUGUACCUGAUCUCAAAUAAAUGAAAUAUCACA